Molecule: messenger RNA, 3872 nt
Organism: Phymastichus coffea
Lineage: Eukaryota; Metazoa; Arthropoda; Insecta; Hymenoptera; Eulophidae
Exons: 13
Coding region: 287-2116 (609 amino acids)
Source: RefSeq, a predicted model, not a curated record
UGUUACUGCAGCAGUCGGCUGUUUUUGUCAUCGUGUAACACAGUGCCGCGCGCGAAAACGAGCGUCGUUUUCUCUUGUGUGUUUAUAUAUGAAUGUGCUGUGUAAAUAAAAAAACAAAUUACCACAAGACUCACGAAAGUGUUGGCUUUUUCUUUUGUGAUAUGAGUGUUGUGAACGAAAUUGUUGUGUUCGAGAGCUGCUGUUCGUGUACUUUAAUUACGUCUCUAGAGUGUUACGGAAGGAGAUGAUUGUUCACACUCGGUGACCAUUUAAAUAAUUACUCAGGAUGCCGGAUGAAGCUGGUUGUGGUGGUGGCGGUGGUCUGAAGGGGAGACUUCUAGCUGCCCCCGGCACGAGGAGGACACUGCUGGCGCUGCUGAUGCUGCUUGUUAUGUCACAUGCCACAGCCAAAGACUGCAGCUUUCCAUCGACCUACAGCGGAAGGUGGUUUCAGAUGGGCAAAGAGGGACCCAUCAUCGCCAACUCGACGCACUUGCUCGACAGGAGAUGUAUAGCUAGAAAAGGCAACGACACCUUCCUUACUUACGAUGAAAACACGGAAAAAUGCUACCGGUGUAUGAUAUUCACGGAGCGACACGAAAACGUCAUCCAGUACCGAGAAUCGUCCUACUGUUUGUCGUACGAGGUGGACCUGGACACGGCCUGCGGCGAGCUCGCCUCGGACGACAGCCUCUACUCGAUGUUCCGCAUCGACGCCAAGCCCAUCAGCUGCCCGUUCAGCGGCAUGCCGUUCAGCUUCAGCUACAACCGCGGCCACGGCGACUGCGAGGCCCUGGAGAACCAGGCCGAGAGCUGCACCGACGACAGCAAGCUGCUGCUCAAGUACCAGGCCUGCGCCGACAUCAAGGGCGCCGAGAGCAGCACCGAGGAGCUGCAGUGCCUGGCCACGUGGAAGGACGGCCGCAUCAUGUACCUGCUGGGCACUCUCAAAGUGCCCGGACGACCGCAGGUCUACGAGGACACCUACAGGUGCUUCCUGUACGAAAAGAUCCACCACGUCAACAGCAACAAGACUGAGUAUCUGAUAUCGCAGUCGGGCGAUCAAAGCUGCAACGGCCUCACUGCAGUCACCGAAGGGGCAAGGACUUUCCAUUUCAUCAAAGUGGACAAAGAGCACACCAAGUGCAAGUAUCCCUCGUGGGUGACGCAGCACCACGACUGGCAUCUGCUCGACGGAUCGCGCAGUUACCACUUCACCACUGGCAACUCUACCCUGAAGGUCACCUACCGCGACGAGUACGAUCGAGAAGAGAAAGUUAUUUGCCAUAAUCUUGAAAAAGUGCAAAGCGAUCAUCGAGGUACUGCCGUCAAACUCGUGGCUCAUGUUACUAGUGGAUGUGACACUGGCUACAUUUGCAUGAUCUUUCGCAAGCGAGAUGGACACGUCAUCGAGAUUCAGCAGUCCAAUCAAAAGAUGAUUAUGCCAUAUGAAGCUUGCACGCUCGAUGAUCCAUCAAAGCAGCCAUUUUCUACUUUAAUCACGUCGAAUUUACACAAGCGCUCUUGUCCACAACCAGGCCAUUAUACUGUUAUUGAUCUUCUCUCGACGCCUCAACUAAAACUUUCUCGACACCAUCGAAGUCUCGUUAAAAGACGGGCAUGGAACGGAGAGACUAACGAGGCUGGAUCACCGAACGACGACUGUCAAAACACUGACGUUCAAAUCGGCUGUACAUCUUCCGGACCUAACGAAAUGAUUAUUCAAGAGUCGUGCAAGAGGACUGACACGGUUUUAGCCUACUCGUGUCAUGGGAGCUGGGAGGAAAACGGCACAUGGUACACCAUCGUGUCGCGGAACAAGACUGGUCUGGAGAAAGAGACGCUGUGCGUCUCGAUGCGAGUGAGCGAAAGCACGAAGGAAUUACCGGGUAGAGUUGGCAGAGUGGAGCAACAGGAACUCUGGCUCUCGAGGCCACAGACUGUCUGUCAACGAAGCGUCUCCGCCGAUCAAUGGACUUACAAGCUCGCCAAUCAAGGUGUAUGCGAAGAUCUGAUGAAAGAGGCCUCCAGCUCGGCAGCAUCGUCUAGUCUGAUGAGGGUCUCGGUGGAGAUGUCAGUUGUUGUGACGCUGCUGUGCGGUAUCCUAUCAAGAUGAUAUGUGACUGGACAACAACAGCCAGCGUUACGCGCUUAAUGCGCUAUCGACCUACUCGUUCUUCCGCACUUUGCCUGCGUGCGACCGUCGAUUCUGUGUAUAAAUAUCAUUAUAUAUACGUGUAUAUUACUUUGUAUACAAUCGGAUGCGAAAUGUUGGUGGAACGAAGGUCAAAAAAUGGUACCUACAUUAAACGUGCAAAUAGGCAUGUCAGAAUAACAAACAUUUAAAAAAUCUAUCUUCAAUUUACCGACUGGAUUCACAUUAUUUUUUUUUGUAAAAUUUAUAAAACAAUUGAUUGAAUUGUAUUUGUGAAUGAAUACAAAUUACGAUAAUUAUUAUAGGCAUUAUAAUGCUUCGUAAUCAAAUUGUUUAAUUCAUUUUGCCUUUCUGAAGAGAAAAAAUCAGAAUAUUCAAAUUUCUCAUUGCAUAGUCAAAUUCGUAAUUAUAUUCAAUAUUAUGCAAUGACAUUGAUCAUAGAAAUGAAGGCAAAUCUAAAUACGACCAAGUUGCUGACGAGAGAAUACUGAAUAAUGUUUGAACUUACUGAAAAGCCUAGUUUGAAAUAUCAUGAAAAGUAUGUAAUAUAACCGCUUGUAAAUAAUAUUAGGGUGUGAAUGAGCUAUAAAACUUUCAGUUUAAACAUCGACUAAAAGUAGCACCAGUUACGGAUCGGUGACUUAUUUCACACUAUAAUAUUUGAUAGUGUAUUCUGUAACUAAAUGUAUACAUGCAUGUACAUGAUGAUUGAAAAAUUAUGUAGGUAUAAAAUUGUGAGGAAAUUGAUAUUACAGGUAAUAACGUUUAAUGAUUUUGGAUGUUUUUCUUCGAAGUUCUUUCAUCCUUAUUAUCAGAAGAGAAUCAUCUGAGUAUUUCAUUCUUUGUUUUAUUUCUUAUUAUUUAUGUAUGAUAUGUUUAUAAACUGAAAAAAUCUUUGACAAAUUGUCAUUGUAGAAAAUUACGAAAACCUUCUAACAAAUACAAAUGUAAAGUCUUCAAAAUUGUUUAAUACGGAUAUCAAAUAUAGGAUUGAAAUUAGCUAUUAAUACAAAUUCUAAUAAUAUUUAUUUAAUAUUAAAUUAUUGAUUUCUAUAAACUAUUAGACAAUAUGUAAAAAAAAUAAGUCCAUUUAUUAAAUCAAUCACGGAAUAAGAUGAUAAAUAGAUUAAGCGCGCACACACACGCGCUCACAUGCACGUGCACACACGUCAAUUCCAAACAAUUUUUUUAGUUUGUAUAUAACGAAUGUUGUUAAUGUUGAUAUGUGAAGUUUUUUUAACACAUUUUUAAUUUGCAGAUCAAUUUAAUGCUUUAAUUUUUAUAACAUUUAUUGCUUUCCGUCAAUCUUGUAGCUAAAAGAGUAUUAAUACAUACUAGGUGUCGGUAGCAACGAAUUAAUUAUAAAUGUAUAUAAAAAAUCGACAAGUAUCGAAUAUAAGAUAAUCGACAAGGUCUAAAAAUUGAAUGAGACGUUUUGUCGAUAUCUAAAUCAGUGGAUUUUCUGCAUUUGCGAUUGCGGACCACAUUCAUACUGCGUUUUCAAUAAAGGACAGUAGUUUAAGUGGAGAUGCAAAUGAAGGAUGUAAUUAUUUUUAGAUAAUGAGUUGUGGAGUGUUAGUAUAGUUGAGAGCUUGAUAAUUGCAAAAUACAAAAAUCUUACAAAAGUCAUUGUAAAAAGUUAAGAAAUGUAUAAAAUAAACUGAGUGAUAGCUAUUUCCAAUUGAUUAUCGCGAAAAAAAAUUAUUCUGUACAAGAA